Molecule: messenger RNA, 632 nt
Organism: Vanessa atalanta (red admiral)
Lineage: Eukaryota; Metazoa; Arthropoda; Insecta; Lepidoptera; Nymphalidae
Exons: 1
Coding region: 1-585 (194 amino acids)
Source: RefSeq, a predicted model, not a curated record
AUGUGUCCGUUGCGGCGGGCGCUCACUAUGUGGUCCCAACCGCCGCCUCCCGAGCCGGAGCUCGAGCCAACCUUCCGCGCCCGUGCCGCUUCCGUUGAUACUCACACCUGGUGUAGAGGAUGUUUCGGCGCGCGACAUAUAGCGAGAAUGGUGCGCAAUGAACCGCCAGAGUAUGGAGUCUGCGUGGACCCUACCUCAGCUCGCCCUGCCGGUCUAUGCGUCCGUGAUGAACCCCAGUAUCAAAACUUGGAUGAGCUGCGAAAGCGUCCCGAGUACGCUAACUUAGACGAGAUCAGUCGCGAGUACGGAUACCGACUCUGUCCGGAAGGUCAGAACCUCGAGGACGAGGCGAUCUAUGAAAACAUUUUGUCAGUGCGUCAAAUUCGUUCCGCGGAAGUGCGUUUAGUGCCGGUGUCGGAAGUACCAUACUACGAAGGUCAAGGUUACGUGGCGACUCAAGUUCUCAGCAGAAAUGGAACCUUCCCGCAGUGUCCACCGCACACAUGGAGCCGGCUUCAACACGCCGGCAGGAUGACGGGAUCGUUGAGGCUGUUCACUGUAAAUAUAAUUGCACCAAAUAUUUAAAUAUAUGACAUAAAAUUUUAUUCUCAAUACGAUUUCAGUCCGUUAUA